Molecule: messenger RNA, 477 nt
Organism: Arxiozyma heterogenica
Lineage: Eukaryota; Fungi; Ascomycota; Saccharomycetes; Saccharomycetales; Saccharomycetaceae
Gene: MRPL28
Product: mitochondrial 54S ribosomal protein mL40 MRPL28
Exons: 1
Coding region: 1-477 (158 amino acids)
Biological process (GO): mitochondrial translation
Molecular function (GO): structural constituent of ribosome
Source: RefSeq, a predicted model, not a curated record
AUGCUACCUAUUCAAAGAUCACUCUAUAUAAGAAACAGAGGGUCUUUAAACCCUUUUUGUCUUUCAUCUUUCUUAACAUUGAUUACAAGAGGUAAGAGAACUAAAGCUAAUAAAAAUGGAUCAGAUAUUUCACCACAGAUGCAACGUGUAGUGACCCAAUUGAGUGUGAUGAGUGCGCGUAAAAAGCAACCCAAAAUGUUAAAAUUAUCAAAUGAAGACUUAAUCAAGCACCAAACCAUCGAGACAGCAUGGUCUAUCUACCAAGAUAAACUAAAUGGUCAAAGAACGUCAAAGUUAAAAAAACAAUAUUUUGCUAUUGAAGAAGCCAUGAAUAAACUUAGGCAGAUCAACCCAAAAUUAUUUGACAAAUGUAAUAUUGAUGAAAGUGGGAAAAUUUUCCCUAUGGAAUUAAGAAUUCCAACAGAUUAUCCACCAAGAGAAAUAUGGCACUAUAACUAUACACCAAAGAAAGAAUAA